GUCUCUCUCUAGGGUUCUCAAACUGAACUCAGUCAUGUGAAGAAGAGAUGGUGAGUGAAAUUCAGAACUCCGAACUGGUGGAUCCGCUUCAUGGUCACUCCGGUCUCUCUCUGUUCCCUCGUACAAUUAGGGCUUCCGCAGAUGCCUCAAACCCUAGCGACCCCGACGACCUACAAUCAAUUCACGAUUUCAUGAAAUCAAUGGGGUUAAGAAGUCCUCAUAAGCUUUUAGAGAAGGCAAAGGCAGUCAUCAGUGGUGGUUCAGAAGUUUUGAACUCCAGCUUUGUAGCAGUUAUGCACAAUGAUGACACUUUUGCAGCCAAGGGCAAGGAAAACCCUCAAGAACGAAGGCCUGGGUUGGGCCGAAAGAGGGCUCGGUUUUCUUUGAAGCCUGAUAAAAGUAAGCCUGUCGUGAGUAUGGAAGCAUCUUUGGAGAUUGAUCAUCUGCAAAACCCGGAGGAAUUUUUCUCUGCUUAUGAAAAGCUUGAAAAUGCCAGAAAAGAAAUACAAAGACAGACGGGUGGCAAUACGACUUAUCUAAAUGAGUACAAUCCAUCCACAAAUGUGCGACGUCGUCGACCAGGAAUGUUGGGGAAGUCAGUUAGUUAUAAGCACCGCUAUUCAUCUGUUCUGUCUGAAAAUAACAACACUUUUACAUCCUCUCAAGACAUAUUGAAACAAGAAGUUCUCAGUCCACCUAAUCCUGAUUUACGAGAAGAGACAGCUGAUAUGGAUGUUGAAACCCAGGAAAUAGAAUUAACAGGAUCAAUAGCUAAGACCGAGAGCAGAGUGAACGAGCUUUUGCAUGAAUUAUUAUCCAGUAAUGAUGAAGAUUUAGAGGGGAAUAGGGCUUUAUCUCUUUUGCAGGAGCGGUUGCAGAUCAAACCUCUUGAUCUAGGAAACUUAUGCCUCCCUGACUUUCCUGAUACUGGAAAGACUGAUUUUGCAGCUUUUCAAGAGAAGUUGCCAAGACGCCACAACUCUUUGUCGGAUGUGCAUAAUUUGGUGAAAGGUAUAUGGGAAAAAACACCUGCAAAACAUAAGCAAGUAGCAGAAAGCUCCAUGCAUUCCCUAGAGUCACCCACCCCACCAAGAAGUCCAUUUGCUUCAAUACUUUUGUUGAAAAAACAGAUUUUGCAGUUAAAUCCAUUGCGCGAUCCAUUCUCACCUCUUAAUGUGGAUCUGUCAGCAACCAGAUAUCAUUCUUCUGUAGAACACACAGAAAAGCAAUCUGAACAGAUUGUUAUUCAGGAGAAAUCUAGUACUUCUAGCAAGUUGAAGUCACUAGAAGGAGAUGAAACUACAAAAACUAUGGUUGCUAAUACAGGCUUACAAAAGGUGAUAACAGGAGGUUCAGUUCAUCUACCUGAUGAAUCUUUGAAUGACACCUUGAGCAGACAACGUGGUGGUAUUACUUUCAGUCCAAUUGGAUCUCAUGGUGACUUGGAGCAUCGUGGUGGGUGCCAAAAUAUGGAUGAUAGGGCUAUGGAUACAAGUGCAAGUAGGCCUAAUAUUGAUACUGAUGUUCUGCCAAAUGGGCCUAAUGACAUGGAGGAGAAUAUUGAAGAUGUGUUUCAGCAAGCAGUGUCCACUGUACAACCACCUAUGAUUGAUGAGGGCUCUACUAAGUCAGAUACAGAUACUCGGGCUUAUGGAUCCAUUGAAAUGGAGGACAAUCUGGUUGAAGAUAUUCUUCCGAAAGCGGCAUCUUCUGCACAACCAGAUGUCAUUCUGGAGGAUUCUGCCGUCGAAAACUUGAACAGCAGUCAGAGUCUGUUUGACAAAUCAACUCCUGCUGCAGUUGGAGACCAUGACAUGAAUGUAUCCUCUACGACCUCAGAAGUUGGUCAAGAAGAAUACAUUGAGAAAUGUCCAGGUACAUCUUUAAAUAAGCAAAAUAAAGCAAAAAGACAGCAUGAGCCACGCCAGAAAAAAGCAUUUUCCCAGAGGCAAAGCCUUGCAGAUGCUGGUACAUCAUUAGAAGGUGGGGUAAGACGAAGCAAAAGGAUCAAAAUGAGACCUUUGGCAUAUUGGAAAGGCGAAAGAUUUUUAUAUGGACGCGUACAUAAUAGCCUGACAACGGUAAUUGGGGUGAAGUACGAAUCUCCAGCCAAGGGUGAUGGAAAACCCACUUUGAAGGUCAAGUCCUAUGUGUCUGAUGCAUACAAAGAACUUGUUGAACUGGCAGCUCGGCAUUGAGAUCUCCUUGUAACCUCUUGAGGAUGAUCACGAUGAGGGAAAAUGGGAUUCCUCUAUGGAUCUUCUUGUUUACUCUAUAUCCAAAUGAAUGUUCUUGUACUAGGCAAUUAGAAUACUGCAUGCCUUAUUAGUUCUUAUUAACAGAGGUGAGUAAACAGAACGAAUACUUAUGGUGAUAUUGGAAAUGUUGAUUGAGUUAUGGAAGGCAUUUUUGUUCCAGUAAUCCUGUUAAAGUAGUAGUAUUGUACAUGUUCUUUCCAUGUGCAAUAAUUUUACUAAGUCAAACAACUUCAUGUAUUUGUU
Messenger RNA from Ilex paraguariensis (yerba mate), 2501 nucleotides. The record is from the annotation of a GenBank genome assembly. Lineage: Eukaryota; Viridiplantae; Streptophyta; Magnoliopsida; Aquifoliales; Aquifoliaceae.